Messenger RNA from Didymodactylos carnosus, 938 nucleotides. The record is from the annotation of a GenBank genome assembly. NCBI's taxonomy places the organism in Eukaryota, Metazoa, Rotifera, Eurotatoria, Philodinida, Philodinidae.
UUAUGUAAAUGUUAGGAGAAACCAAUUAUUAAGAACGUAAAGAAAAGCGACAAUCGAAUCGAGUUUCAUCCAUUGCUCGACGCUGAAUAUAAUUUAUUUGUAAAUUUUCCUUUUAGACCUCCUAUAAAUAGAAUACAUAAAUACUCUGUAUACUGAGGUUUUGCGUUCAUUUUUAUGUUUUUUGAGUGAAUAUUUGAGUGUUUAAAUAUUAAGCGGAAACAGUCUAAAAUACCUGCUUUUCAUAACACUCGCUUCUCACUAAAUUUUGAAACUUUAUCUAAAAAUAAAUAUAAAUAUAAAAUUGUCACGAAAUUCAACAUGAUCAAUCAUCAGAUUGACUAAAAGUUAUUCGAAAAAUAACCACCGGUCUAUUAAUCUGAAACUGAUAGUGGUUUACUACAACUAUUAUAGAAGAACUCUGUUUAAUCACAUUUUUAGUUUUAGUUUAAAAUAAGGAUGCUCAACAAAGUGUUUUGAACAGAUACGUAAUCAUGAAUAUGUCCAAGAAAAAAUCGAAAAAUUAUUUAUAUUGGCAUAAUGUUCGACAAAUUGUAUGUCUACUAUUCCAUUACUGUAUAGAUCAUCACAUCGUCUAUGAAAAUCUCUUCUCUGUUUUCUAGUUUUAUUUUGCAACAAAAUUUGAUUUAUUACUAAUGUUUAUAUCAUCAAUUGUAUCAAUUAUUCAUGGUUCAACAAUGCCCUUAUUGUUGUUUAUAUUUGGUCAAUUAACAAAUAAAUUUAUACAACAAACAACAGAUUUAUGUACACUUAAUUUAACAGAAAUAUCGUCAUUAUACUGUCCAUCGACAGUUGAAUUAAAUCGUAAGAAUUUUUAUAAUAAUUUCAAAUUAUGUAAUUUAACCGCUUUAAAUAUCACUGUUCCUAACUUACAAAAAGAUAUUGGGCAACAAGCAUUAUAUAUUACAAGUAAGCCAUAA